Messenger RNA from Cylindrotheca closterium, 1245 nucleotides. Lineage: Eukaryota; Bacillariophyta; Bacillariophyceae; Bacillariales; Bacillariaceae. The record is from the annotation of a GenBank genome assembly.
AUGGCGCGCGCAGGUGACCGUGGUGUCAGACACAAAAGAACGUUGUAUCUAGCCGGUGCCACAUUGAUGGCAGUUGCAAUUGUAGGGAUUGUUGCUGCGGUCAGAAAUGGGAGGCACAGGGACGCAGUCGAGGCCAAUGUUAAUUGUCUCGGCGCAAUGCGAGAGUGCGAGCGGUCAUUAGGCAGCGAUAAACCCAUUCAACCGAACGUCACGGAUAAGGUCAUCAGCGCCGUCAAAGAGGUGGAGACGGAGUACGAAAUGAGGCGGUGGUUCACAAACAAGGACAAUUCUUCGUACUUAGAGAGAACUGGGGGAAUGAGCGUUUCUGUAAGUGGUGUGGAGAUACCGGAGUUCGACAAUAACCCUGAGCGUGAGUGCGCUGAACUUCCACUGUGGAGAAUUAUUGAAAGAAUGGUGAAAUGGCGUAAGACAUCUACGCAAGGGGGCGCACUAGUUACGGGAUGGCAAGGAUGUGUAAUAAGCUGCAAGGACCGUGAGUGCGAAACGGUGGAUGCAAGGGCACGCACUGAAAGUGCUGAGGACGGAGUACACGAAGGUCAUAGGUUGCAAUCGUUGGCUUACAAGGUGUUAAGGAACCAGGUUAUCGCACACACAACCUAUGCUUCAGGCCAAGAUUAUUACGUGGGGGUGCAGAAUGUGUUUACCGAGACACUAUUCGUCCCAGUUACCUCGCUGCAGUACGUUACAGAAGUGCUAGCAUACUCCGACUACGCGGCGACCGCACGGGAUGUAGCGACGAGCACAUGGGGUGGUUUUGACAUAGUGCACCUUCUUGAGCCAGACAAGGACUUUACAAGAGUGAAACUAACUGUUGGUAGGUCUGCCAGCCAGAUAGAUAUGGCUUUUUACUGGAUCGAGACGGGCUACUCGGGUGAUUUUGGGCACGUCUGCGCCGACUCCAAUAAAGUUGAAUGUGUCCCUAACUGGAGCUCAAUGUAUGCGUCGUUUAGCGGCAGGGGUAGUAUAUGUCUGGAAGUGGGCGAUUGUGGCCAGUUGGGUGUUGAGAUCGGGGCAUACAUGAAUGGCUGUGGAGGGAGCACACCAACUAACGCAUAUUCACGGCUGCCAGGGGGAAUAUCCACAUGGAACAUGGAGUUGGGACGCACAACUAGAAAUGCGAACUACGGUGGUGUAAACUUGGAAGAGAAUAGUAUUGGAGAAAUAUUCUUGACAUUAACAGAAGCGAUAUGGCCACCACCCGCAAAUAGCUGGGUUUGCCCGUGA